CAAAGAUAUACAUAUAAUAACAAUAGCAGCUUAUCCGAUAGAGAUUUGCAAGAUCUGCCUACUACACAACUUGUACGUAGCUGGGUCGUCUACCUCGCAUGCUCAUCUCCUACCCUUAUCGACGCUGCACCUGAUCUUAUCAACUAUGCGUCACAUCUACCCGCGUACGUUCUUUGCGCAAUUCACAGGCGGUGAAUCUUCUCAAGAGUACACUAAGGUUAUCGAUGCUCUCAGACAGCACACACAAGGUGUUAUAUUAAAUUACUCCGCGGAAGCCUCGGAUAUUAGUCCUUCACAUUCACAGGAUGCCAUGUUAGCAGCUGCUGAGGAUAGUUUGAGGAUUAUUUCUGAAGGUGUUCAAGCAUGUGGCACCUACGAGAAACAGCUCCGAGACAACCACGAUAAGAGAGCCGGUCAAACUUUCGUAGCUGUGAAACCAUCCGGAUUGAUUCCUGAUCCAUACGUACUUGAAAGAGCAACGCUUGCACUUAACGAACUUCAUGGAUGGAAUAACACUUUACCUGCUCAAAUGCCCGUCGAAUCAGUGUCAGAUUCUGACAUGCAGUUGAUGUUAGGCAAAGCUAAACUUUCUAACAUCUCAAAAGAAGAUCUCAAACAAUUAGCUGGUUUAUAUGAUAGAAUGAGAAAUAUUUGUGGAUGCGCUUAUGACAAUGGUGUGAAAAUUCUCAUUGAUGCAGAAUACGCAAAGUUCCAACCAGCUAUCGACGUAAUGUUUACACUCUUAGCCGAAGAGUUCAAUUAUGAUAGAAAAGGAAAUGUCUCACAGACUGUCCAACCUGUUGUCUACAACACCAUUCAAUGUUCCUUAAGACGUUCAGAGGAUUUCGUAAAGGCAUCUAUUAAACGUGCUCAAGAGAAAGGAUACACCAUUGGAUUGAAAGUUGUACGUGGUGCCUAUGUCGAUCACGAAAACUCCCGAUGGGCUAAGCUUAAGGGUGUUGGACCAUCCCCAGUUUGGGGAUCUAAGGAAGAGACUGACAGAUGCUUCGAUAAUGUUGCUGAGCAUCUAGUUGAGGAACUUGCCUCUGCUAACGGAAACACCCUUGGUGUUCUGUUCGCUUCUCAUAACUGCAAUAGCGCAUUCAAAGUGUUGGACCUUCUUGAGAAACACAAACUUGCAAGUCGCACGUCUGACAACAAAGUUGACCCUAUACCACCAAUUAGAGAACGCAUUGCCUUCGGUCAAUUAUAUGGUAUGGCAGAUAAGCUCUCAAGUGAACUCUCUAGGAGCUUCACCGAUGGUCCACCGAUGGUAUUCAGAUACCUUCCUUUUGCAAAACUUGAGUAUGCACUACCAUACCUUCUUCGUCGAGCAACAGAGAACAAAGGUGUAUUGAUGGGAAGCGCAGACGGCGAAAUACCGCCUGCUAUAUUAGAAAGGAAGAAGCUCUUUAAUGAGCUAAGAAGAAGAUUCUUACUACUUUAGGAUAUAACUUUUCGCCGGAAUCACCCAUAAAAGUUAGCCGGGACAGCAAAAAAUGGAGCGAAAAAGAAGAAAAAUUUGACUAAAAUGAAUAGAAUAACGUAUACGAAUA
Molecule: messenger RNA, 1556 nt
Organism: Wallemia mellicola CBS 633.66
Lineage: Eukaryota; Fungi; Basidiomycota; Wallemiomycetes; Wallemiales; Wallemiaceae
Product: FAD-linked oxidoreductase
Exons: 3
Coding region: 146-1447 (433 amino acids)
Cellular component (GO): mitochondrion
Molecular function (GO): FAD binding; proline dehydrogenase activity
Source: RefSeq, a predicted model, not a curated record